GACUGUGCCAGAGGAACGGUUUCUGCUCUCGUCGCUUCAGCGUGGAGGCUCGGUUUUGUGCAGUGAAUUGUCGUCGACUCGCGCUGAGACCUUCUGUGCCGUGUACAUGUACCCAGGACAGGGAUCGCGGCGUGGAACGUAGGAGAGCAACAAACAAAGAAUAUGCUGAUAAGAGAAUUGGCGGCCGUGUGGGUCGCCGUCCUCUUGUGCCAUCUUCAGCUAACGGAGUCUCAGGUUCCUACCACAAAUGUCUUCACCUGUCCGAACGGAUGGGAACUGAGAGGCAUACAUUGUUACAAAUUCUUCAACAUCAGGCACUCUUGGGAAAAGGCGGCGGAACUAUGCAGGAGGUACGGCAGCGAAUUGAUGGUGGUGGAGUCGUACAGCGAGAACAACAUGUCCGCGAGCAUGAUCGGCCGGCAUUUGGAUCGUUACUGGCUCGGCCUGGCCUCCCUCGACGAUUUACGGACCAACACGCUCGAAUCGGCCGCUGGAAUGCUCGUCUCCCAAUACGCCGGUUUCUGGGCGUCGAAGCAGCCGAAUCCGCAAUCAGGUGAAUGCGUGGACGUCGCGCUGACGGAUGACCGACAAACGUGGGAGCUGACCACGUGCGAAUCCCUGCUGCCGUUCAUGUGCCGUGCCAACGCUUGUCCAGCUGGCUCUUUCCACUGCUCCAACGGGAAGUGCGUGAACGGAGCGUUCAAGUGUGACAAACAGGACGACUGCGGUGACUUUUCGGACGAGAUAGACUGCCCGACUAAUUGCCAGUUCUAUAUGGCCAGCAGCGGGGACGUCGUCGAGAGUCCUAAUUAUCCGCACAAAUAUGCACCCCUCAGUAACUGCAAGUGGACCUUGGAGGGCCCUCAAGGCCAUAAUAUCCUGUUACAGUUCCAAGAGUUCGAGACAGAGAAGAGCUUCGACAUAGUGCAGAUCCUGGUCGGUGGCAGGACCGAGGAGAAGUCCGUAAACCUGGCAACCCUCUCCGGGAAGCAGGAGCUCAGCAACAAACUGUUCGUGUCCGCCUCGAACUUCAUGAUCAUCAAAUUCAGCACCGACUCCUCCGUGGAGAGAAAAGGCUUCCGUGCUUCCUGGAAGACCGAACCGCAAACCUGCGGUGGGAUUCUUCGAGCAACUCCUCAAGGACAGGUCCUCACCUCGCCGGGAUAUCCUCAGAAUUAUCCCGGUGGAUUAGAGUGCCUGUACAUUCUACAGGCUCAACCUGGUCGCAUAAUGUCGCUCGAGAUCGAGGAUCUGGAUCUCGAGAUGAAUCGAGAUUAUAUUCUAAUUAGAGACGGGGACUCGCCGAUGAGCAGACCGAUAGCUAGGCUGACUGGCAAGUCGGAGGACAACCCGACAGUAAUCAUGUCAACAGGAAGUAACUUGUACCUUUACCUCAAGACUAGCUUAGGCGACUCCAGGAGGGGCUUCAGCAUUAGAUACACUCAGGGCUGCAAGGCUACUAUUAUAGCCAGGAAUGGAACAGUGCAGUCGCCAUCUUUCGGCCUGAACGAUUAUCCUAAUAACCAGGAGUGCUUAUACAGGGUGAAGAAUCCUCAAGGGGGACCUCUAUCCUUGAAGUUCAUCAACUUCAACGUUCAUAAGACUGAUUUCGUGCAGAUAUACGAUGGACCUAAUACCAAUGGCCUCCGCUUGCAUCCUGGGAACGGUUUCACGUCGAAUAUCAGGCCGAAGAUCACCCUGACAGCUGAGAGUGGUGAAAUGCUAGUCAGAUUCACCUCUGAUGCUCUCCACAGCAGCUCCGGUUGGCAAGCAGAGUUCUCAGCAGACUGUCCACAGCUCCUAUCUGGCGAAGGAGCUUUGGCAUCCAGCAGAGAUACAGCUUUCGGGACGACAGUGACGUUCUCGUGCCCACUGGGCCAGGAGUUCGCUACUGGCAAAGCAAAGAUCACUACAGAGUGUCUUCCAAGUGGAAACUGGUCAGUGACGUACAUUCCCAAGUGUCAGGAAGUAUAUUGCGGACCUGUGCCACAGAUUGACAAUGGUUUCUCAAUCGGAUCCUCCAAUGUUACCUAUCGAGGUUUGGCUACCUAUCAGUGCUAUGCUGGAUUCGCGUUUCCAUCUGGCAGACCCACUGAGAAGAUUUCUUGUAUGGCUGAUGGACGAUGGGAGAAGAAGCCAUCUUGUUUGGCCUCUCAGUGUUCUCCACUUCCGGAAGCGCCACACUCGAACAUAACCAUCCUGAACGGAGGUGGACGAAGCUACGGGACUAUCGUUCGAUUUGAAUGCGAGCCAGGCUACGUGAGAAGUGGGCAUCCAGUGAUCCUGUGCAUGAGCAACGGGACCUGGUCAGACGAAGUACCAACUUGUUCCCGUGCAAAGUGUCCAUUACUGCCCACGAUCAAGAACGGUUUCGUAGUGGAUAUGACCAGGGAGUACUUUUAUGGCGACGAAGCCAGAGUGCAGUGUAAUAGGGGCUAUAAGUUGUCAGGAUCCAACAUCAUACAGUGCGGACCUACUCAACGAUUCGACAAUGUGCCUACUUGCGAAGACAUAAACGAGUGUGCAUCCAGCCAAUGUGACCUGGCUUCUACGGAGUGCAUCAACAAUCCAGGUGCAUUUACUUGCAAAUGCAAACCUGGAUUCGCUCCAACCAUGGAAUGCAGGCCUAUAGGGGAUCUUGGGUUGAUCAAUGGCGGAAUCCCUGACGAAUCCAUCACCGUUUCCAGCUCUGAGAACGGAUACACCAAAACUGGUGUUCGAUUGAACAACGGCGACGGAUGGUGUGGCAACAAUAUCGAGCCUGGCACCAACUGGGUGAUGAUCGACAUGAAAGCACCAACGAUCAUUCGCGGUUUCCGGACACAGGUCGUCUCCAGAGUGGAUGGAAACACUGCGUACACUUCAGCAGUGAGAAUCCAAUAUACCGAUGACUUGACAGACAGCUUUAGGGACUACACCAAUCCCGAUGGUACUCCAGUGGAGUUCAGGAUACUAGAACCCACCCUAUCUGUCCUGAACCUGCCAGUCCCCAUCGAAGCACGUUACGUGAGGUUUAGGAUUCAGGAUUACGUUGGGGCACCCUGUAUGAAGCUUGAAAUCAUGGGCUGCACUCGUCUAGAGUGUACAGACGUCAAUGAGUGCGCUACCAACAAUGGUGGCUGUCAUCAGAAGUGUAUAAAUAAUCCUGGCAGCUAUGCCUGCAUGUGCAACACUGGCUACGAGCUGUACAAAGGCAACGGGACAGCUGGUUUCCAUAUAGAGAAGUACGAAACUGGUGAAAGGGACGGUGAUCUGUAUCAGAAGAAUAAGACCUGUGUACCUGUCAUGUGUCCAGCUAUAUUGGCACCAGAGAAUGGAAAGAUAUUGUCAACUAAGCAACAGCAUCACUUUGGAGAUCUCGUGAGGUUCCAGUGCAACUUUGGGUACGUGUUGUCUGGGUCCUCGGCUGUGGUUUGCACGUCCAGUGGAGCUUGGAAUGGCACCACUCCAGAGUGUCAAUAUGCCAAGUGUGUCUCACUGCCAGACGACAAGAACGAGGGAUUAUCAGUGAUACGCAGCGACGAAACGAGCGUCUUGGUGCCAUUCAAACAGAACGUCACGCUAAAAUGUGGUAGCAAUGGGAGAUACUUGAGGAAUACAGCUACCUCAGACUUCCGUCAAUGUGUCUACGACCCUCAACCAGGUCUGCCAGACUACUGGCUAUCAGGAUUUCAACCAGCCUGUCCUAGGGCUGACUGUGGCAAACCUCUGCCAACUCCUGGAGCAGAGUAUGGCCAAUAUCUAGACACGAAAUACCAGUCUUCCUUCUUCUUCGGUUGCCAAGAUACUUUCAAGCUAGCUGGCCAGACGAAUCGUCACGAUAAUGUGGUUAGGUGUCAAGCUAAUGGAAUCUGGGACUUUGGAAACCUCCGAUGCGAAGGACCUGUUUGCGAAGAUCCUGGCAGACCUAGCGAUGGCUUCCAAGUGGCGAGGAGCUACGAACAGGGGUCCGAAGUGCAAUUCGGUUGCAGCAGACCAGGAUACAUCCUGAUAAAUCCUAGGCCUAUUGUCUGCGUGAGAGAACCGGAAUGUAAGGUCGUGAAGCCUCUCGGCCUGGCUUCUGGUCGUAUUCCAGACUCAGCAAUCAAUGCAACAUCAGAAAAGCCGAAUUACGAGGCUAAGAACGUUCGUCUGAACUCGGUGACUGGCUGGUGCGGCAAGCAAGAGGCCUUCACUUAUGUCAGUGUCGAUUUAGGCCACGUUUACAGGGUGAAGGCAAUUUUGGUUAAGGGUGUGGUGACAAACGAUGUGGUUGGUAGGCCAACAGAGAUCAGGUUCUUCUACAAGCAGGCUGAGAUCGAGAAUUACGUGGUCUAUUUCCCUAAUUUCAAUCUGACUAUGAGGGAUCCUGGGAACUACGGCGAAUUAGCGAUGAUCACUUUGCCUAAAUACGUCCAAGCUCGCUUUGUGAUCCUUGGAAUAGUCAGUUACAUGGAUAACGCUUGCUUGAAAUUCGAACUGAUGGGCUGCGAGGAACCAGUCGCGGAACCAUUGCUAGGUUACGACUAUGGAUUCUCUCCCUGUGUGGAUAACGAGCCCCCAGUAUUCCAAAACUGCCCUCAACAGCCAAUUGUCGUUCAGAAGGGAACAGAUGGAGGAUUAUUACCCGUGAAUUUCACUGAACCAACAGCUAUUGACAACAGUGGAAGCAUUGCUAGAUUGGAAGUGAAACCUCAUAGCUUUAGGACACCUUUGAGAGUAUUUGAGGAUACCGUGGUGAAAUACGUGGCAUUCGAUUACGAUGGAAACGUUGCCAUUUGCGAGAUCAACAUAACCGUACCUGAUGUAACACCACCGAAACUCAGCUGCCCCCAGAGCUACGUCAUAGAGCUGAUAGAUAAGCAAGAGAGUUAUUCUGUAAACUUCAAUGAAACUCGCAGAAGAAUCAACGCUACUGACGCUUCUGGGCCAGUCAAGAUCACGUUCGUCCCUGAACGAGCACUGAUCCCAAUCGGAGGCUUUGAAAACGUGACUGUCUAUGCAACAGAUUCCAGUGGAAACAGAGCAUCCUGUCAUUUCCAAGUGUCUGUCCAAGCAACACCCUGCGUUGAUUGGGAGCUGAAGCCGCCGGCUAAUGGAGGAUUGAAAUGCGUCCCUGGUGACAAAGGUCUCCAAUGCAUCGCCACUUGCAAGAACGGCUUCCGAUUCACCGAUGGUGCACCAGUGAAGACGUUCACCUGUGACGUUGCUAAACACUGGUCUCCCACCUCCGUCGUUCCAGAUUGUGUCUCGGAAAAUACACAGCAGGCGAACUAUCACGUGGUAGCGGCAGUGACUUAUAGAGCCAAUGGGGCUGUUUCGAGGUCCUGUCUACCACAGUACCAGGAUCUCAUGUCCCAAUAUUAUAUGAAUCUGAAUAACAUUUUGACACAACGUUGCUCUGCUGUGAAUGUUAACAUGAACGUGUCAUUUGUGAGAUCAGUGCCGUAUCUAAUCGAAGAAAAUGUUUUGAAGAUGGACUUCAUUCUCGUCAUCGUACCAGCCAUUCGUCAGCCUCAACUGUACGACCUCUGUGGUUCUACGCUGAAUCUGAUCUUUGACCUGUCAGUCCCAUCCACUAGUGCUGUAAUAGAGCCUCUGUUGAAUGUCUCUGCUAUAGGGAACCAAUGUCCACCUCUCAGGGCUCUAAAGUCGUCCAUCACUCGAGGCUUCACUUGCAGCAUUGGUGAAGUUUUGAAUAUGGAUACCAAUGACGUGCCACGAUGCUUGCACUGUCCAGCUGGUACAUUUGCGGGAGAGAAGCAGAAGCAAUGUACAUCCUGUCCUAAAGGCUUCUACCAGAACAGCGAUCGCCAAGGAUCCUGUUUACGUUGUCCAUUCGGCACAUACACUCGAGAAGAGGGUUCCAAGAGCAUAGACGAUUGUAUACCGGUUUGUGGAUAUGGCACAUACUCGCCCACGGGUCUAGUACCCUGUCUGGAAUGUCCCAGGAACAGCUACACAGGGGAACCCCCAGUAGGUGGCUACAAAGACUGCCAGACAUGUCCAGCAGGCACCUUCACCUAUCAACCAGCUGCACCAGGUCGAGAUCGCUGCAGAGCUAAGUGUUCACCUGGAAUGUACUCUGACACAGGACUGGCUCCCUGUGCCCAGUGUCCUAAGGACUUCUUCCAACCCCAACACGGGGCCACCACUUGUGUCGAGUGUCCCACGAAUAUGUAUACCGAUGGACCAGGUGCACUUGGACGAGAGGAAUGCAAACCUGUUCAGUGCACCGACAGCGUCUGUCAACAUGGGGGCUUGUGUGUGCCCAUGGGACACGGUGUUCAGUGUCUCUGUCCAGCUGGGUUCUCUGGUAGACGCUGUGAGAUUGAUAUCGACGAAUGUGCCUCUCAACCUUGCUACAACGGGGCUACUUGCAUAGAUCUGCCGCAGGGUUACAGGUGUCAGUGUGCCAAUGGAUAUUCGGGAGUUAAUUGUCAGGAAGAGAAGUCGGAUUGUUCCAAUGACACGUGUCCUGAGAGGGCUAUGUGCAAGGACGAGCCUGGGUUCAAUAAUUACACGUGUCUCUGUCGGUCUGGGUACACUGGAGUCGACUGUGACAUCACGAUAAACCCAUGCACAGCAAGUGGCAAUCCAUGCAACAACGGCGCCACCUGUGUAGCUCUCCAACAAGGCAGAUACAAGUGCGACUGCCUACCAGGUUGGGAGGGCCAGAGUUGCGAGAUCAACACCGACGACUGUGCCGAGAAACCCUGCCUAUUAGGUGCCAACUGCACAGACCUAAUAGCCGACUUCAGCUGUGACUGUCCCCCAGGAUUCACAGGCAAACGGUGCCAUGAGAAGAUAGACUUGUGCUCGGGAAAUCCUUGCUUGAAUGGAAUAUGCGUGGACAACUUAUUCAGCCACGAGUGCAUCUGUCAUCCAGGAUGGGCAGGUACGGCGUGUGAAACGAACAUCAACGAGUGUGCCUCUAAACCCUGCAGGAACAACGGCCAGUGCAUCGACCAAGUCGAUGGAUACACCUGUACCUGCGAACCAGGCUACACAGGCAAACAGUGUCAGCAUACCAUCGACGACUGUGCUUCUGAGCCUUGCCAGAAUGGAGGCACCUGCGUGGAUCAACUAGAGGGAUUUGUUUGCAAGUGCAGACCAGGCUUCGUUGGACUGCAAUGCGAAGCAGAAUUAGACGAAUGUCUCAGUGAUCCAUGCAGCCCAGUGGGAACUGAUCGCUGCGUCGAUUUGGAUAACACUUUCGUGUGCCACUGUCGCGAGGGCUACACUGGGUCCUCCUGCGAGAUCAAUAUCGACGACUGUGUAUCUGGUCCUUGUCUAAAUGGUGCCACGUGCAGGGACGAAGUUGGAGGCUUCAAGUGCAUGUGUCCUGACGGCUGGACCGGGGUUCAUUGCGAAGUGGACGUUGGAAUGUGCCAGAAUCAUCCUUGUCAGAACGAUGCAGCCUGUGUGGAUUUGUUCAUGGACUACUUCUGCGUAUGUCCAUCAGGCACGGAUGGAAAACAGUGUGAGACUGCACCAGAACGUUGCAUUGGAAAUCCUUGCAUGCAUAAUGGUCGUUGUCAGGACUUUGGCUCAGGACUCAACUGUACCUGUCCCGAUGACUAUACCGGAAUCGGGUGUCAGUACGAGUACGAUGCUUGCCAAGCUGGUGCUUGCAAGAAUGGUGCCACAUGUAUCGACGAAGGUCCAGGAUUCACUUGUAUAUGUCCAUCAGGAUACACAGGCCAAACGUGUGAGGAUGAUAUCAUCGACUGCAAAGAGAAUUCGUGCCCACCAUCAGCAACCUGUAUCGAUCUCACUGGCAAAUUCUUCUGCCAGUGUCCUUUCAAUUUAACUGGUGACGAUUGCAGGAAGUCCAUCCAGGUGGAUUACGACUUGUACUUCAGUGAUCCAGGGCGCAGUAGUGCGGCCCAAGUGAUUCCAUUCUUCACUGGGGCCAGGAAGAGCCUAACAGUGGCUAUGUGGGUGCAGUAUACUCAGAAAGAUGAAGCUGGAAUAUUCUUCACCCUUUAUACAGUCAGCUCCCCACACGUCCCGAUGAAUCGAAGGCUCAUGAUCCAAGCACACAGCAAUGGCGUGCAAGUGUCAUUGUUCCACGAUUUGCAGGACGUUUAUCUCCCAUUCAGGGAAUACGCGACGAUCAAUGAUGGCCAAUGGCAUCACGUAGCUGUAGUUUGGAACGGUGACAAUGGUGGCGAAUUGGUCCUGAUAACAGAGGGUCUGAUUGCCAGCAAGACAGAGGGAUAUGGCAGUGGAAGAUCUCUGCCUGCCUAUGCCUGGGCAGUACUAGGCAAACCACAAAGUGAAAACACCAAAGGCUACACGGAAGCAGGCUUCCAGGGCCACCUGACUAAGGUCCAGAUCUGGAGCAGAGCCUUGCACGUGACAAACGAGAUCCAAAAACAAGUUCGCGAUUGUCGCACCGAACCUGUCCUCUAUCAAGGCUUAGUGCUAACCUGGGCAGGCUACGACGAAACAGUCGGUGGAGUAGAGAGAGUAGUACCUUCGCACUGUGGGCAAAGAGUAUGUCCACCUGGCUAUGGCGGUAGCAAGUGUCAGCAAUUGGAGUCUGACAAAAUUCCACCGAAAGUGGAACACUGUCCAGGUGAUCUCUGGGUGAUCGCGAAGAAUGGCUCUGCUAUAGUUAGCUGGGAUGAGCCACGAUUCGUGGACAAUGUUGGUAUAGUGAAGGUCCAGGAGAAGAAUGGACAUAGGUCGGGGCAGACGUUAAUGUGGGGAAUAUACGACAUCAGUUACGUAGCCUAUGAUCAGGCUGGAAAUUCUGCUAGCUGCAACUUCAAGGUCUACGUACUAGCCGACUUCUGCCCAGAAUUGGCAGAUCCAAUUGGAGGCACCCAGCAGUGCAAAGACUGGGGCUCUGGUGGCCAAUUCAAGGUCUGUGAAAUAUUCUGCAACUCUGGACUGAGGUUCUCUCAAGAAGUUCCAAAGUUCUACACCUGUGGCGCUGAAGGCUUCUGGAGGCCUACCAAUGACCCAUCUCUUCCUCUCAUCUAUCCAGCUUGUACAAGUGCCACACCAGCUCAGCGCGUAUUCAGAAUCAGGAUGAACUUCCCGACAUCGGUGCUCUGCAACGAAGCUGGCCAAGGAGUGCUGAAGAAGAAGGUUCGCGACGCCGUGAACUCUCUAAACAGAGACUGGAACUUCUGCUCGUACUCGUUCGAAGGAACUCGAGAAUGCAAAGACUUGCACAUCGACGUCCAAUGCGAUCAUCGUGUUCGAACCACCAGAGAAACGAACGAGGAAGACGGUGGAACGUACAUAAUUUCCGCAGUAGUACCUGCUGAAAGCACGAGACAAGCGCGGCAAGGAAGCGAUACCUACGAGGUGGAGAUCUCGUUCCCGGCGAUAAACGACCCGAUCUUGAACGCGAACUCGAAUGAGAGAGCGACUGUUCAAACACUGUUGGAGAGAUUGAUCCUGGAAGAAGAUCAGUUCGACGUUCACGACAUUCUGCCUAAUACCGUGCCAGACCCAGCGUCCCUCAUCCUGGAGUCCGACUACGACUGCCCAGUGGGCCAAGUGGUUAUGGCACCAGAUUGCGUGCCCUGUGCCGUGGGAACGUUCUACGACGAAGAAACGAAGCAGUGUUUCUCCUGUCCUGUCGGAAGCUACCAAAGCGAGUCAGGCCAACUGAAGUGCAGUUCCUGUCCCGUGAUAGCUGGACGUCCUAGCGUGACAGUGGGACCAGGUGCUCGGAGUGCAGCGGAUUGCAAGGAACGUUGUCCAGCGGGAAAGUAUUACGACGACAUGGCCGGCCUCUGCCGAAGCUGUGGCCACGGAUUCUAUCAGCCUAACGAGGGCAGCUUCUCCUGCUUGUUGUGUGGCCUGGGAAAAACAACGAGAACGGCCGAAGCCGUGUCUCGGGAGGAAUGCAGGGACGAAUGCGGGUCCGGACAGCAAUUGGCCGUGGAAGGAAAGUGCGAGCCUUGUCCGAGAGGAAGUUACAGGACUCAGGGAGUCCAAGCUGCCUGUCAGCCUUGCCCUGUCGGCAGGACGACGCCAAAUAUGGGCUCCGCAGCGAUCGAAGAGUGUUCCUUGCCUGUGUGCGAGCCGGGAACCUAUCUGAAUGGAACACUGAACGAGUGUAUGGAGUGCAAGAAGGGAACGUAUCAGUCGGAGCCUCAGCAGACCUUCUGCAUACCUUGCCCUCCUAAUACCAGCACCAAAGGAAUGUCUGCGACCAGCAAAGCGGACUGCACGAAUCCAUGCGAGACGAGCGACGCGGAAAUGCACUGCGAUGCAAACGCAUACUGCCUUUUGAUACCGGAAACAAGCGACUUCAAAUGCGAGUGCAAACCAGGGUACAACGGAACCGGAACCGAGUGCACGGAUGUCUGCAUGGGCUACUGCGACAACGAAGGAGUGUGUCUGAAAGAUUCGCGAGGGCAGCCAUCUUGCAGAUGCAGCGGGAGCUUUACUGGAAAACGAUGCACCGAGAAAUCUGAAUUCUUCUACAUCACUGGUGGCAUCGCUGGUGGAGUUAUUCUGAUCAUCUUCGUCGUGCUUCUUGUAUGGAUGAUCUGUGUCAGAGCUUCGAGGAAAAAGGAACCUAAAAAGAUGCUCACCCCAGCAACCGACCAAAACGGUUCGCAAGUGAACUUCUAUUAUGGCGCGCCCACACCAUACGCGGAAUCCAUCGCGCCGUCCCACCAUAGUACCUACGCUCACUAUUACGACGACGAGGAGGACGGCUGGGAAAUGCCCAACUUUUACAACGAGACCUACAUGAAAGAGAGCCUGCACAACGGCAAGAUGAACAGUCUCGCUCGUUCCAACGCCAGUAUCUACGGCACCAAGGACGACCUCUACGACAGACUGAAGCGCCACGCGUAUCCUGGUAAGAAAGACAAAAGCGACAGUGAUAGUGAGGGCCAGUGACCACGACGGGUAACCAACGUUCUACCAUGGUAGAACACGAAGAAGGAAGAAGAAUUAUCGACGUCCCUGUUACGCACACCAGAUGGAGAUGUCGCCCCAUCGUCGAGACCGAUUUAUUUAUUAUACCCAGACGAGGAUUGUACCCGUGGGCGUGUUCGAGGUUUCGUCGUUGGAAGAAAGUCGAAUCGAACUCGCGAUACGUCCCCGAAUGUUCAUUCGCGCCUAACGUGUACAACGAUACGAAGUGACGUUGCGUUGAUCGAUUUGAUCCAGAGACGAUCGAGUCCUGGAACGACGAUCCGUCCGUCAAAGUAGGAUCGUUGUUUCGGCACCCGUACCAUCGAUCAGCGAGAUCGAGAAACGUUCGCGACGACAAGACUACAUAAAAGCGUGACGUUGUAAUUUUUUGUAAUUUAUAAUACCACCUAGCCUAGUUAAGGACUAUCAUUUUCUAUCGAUUAACUUUCCCACGUCUUUCUCUCUGUCUGUCUCCUACGAUUAACGUGGUGCGAACGAGAGGAGCAAGUGUGUGCAUGUAUGUUAAUAUAACUUCCCCCACUCUCUUUCUCCCUCUUAUACAUAAGCGAAUUUAUAUUUUGUUACUAUAGAUAUACGUGUAUCACACUCGCUGUAAUAUAAAACGUUGUGUGUAGGCGACUCGAGCGGAUUAACGGGGGAAAAAUCAAAAAAAUGAAAGGAAAGAAAGAGAAAGGAAAGAUAAGAAAAGACGAGGAAGAAAGGAAAAGAAAGAGAAUCGCACGAUCGUGAGAAUGGAUCGAGAAUGUACAUUGAA
Messenger RNA from Eufriesea mexicana, 11650 nucleotides. It is a transcript of the gene uif, whose product is annotated as sushi, von Willebrand factor type A, EGF and pentraxin domain-containing protein uif. The record is from RefSeq and is a predicted model, not a curated record. Gene Ontology annotation, molecular function: protein binding; calcium ion binding. Bases 163 to 10857 code for a protein of 3564 amino acids. NCBI's taxonomy places the organism in Eukaryota, Metazoa, Arthropoda, Insecta, Hymenoptera, Apidae. The transcript has 37 exons.